Molecule: messenger RNA, 471 nt
Organism: Antrostomus carolinensis (chuck-will's-widow)
Lineage: Eukaryota; Metazoa; Chordata; Aves; Caprimulgiformes; Caprimulgidae
Product: protein CXorf40A
Exons: 2
Coding region: 1-471 (156 amino acids)
Source: RefSeq, a predicted model, not a curated record
AUGAGAUGCGGCUGCCUUUCCUUCCGACAGCCCUACGCUGGGUUAGUUCUAAACAAAGUCAAAACAGUGGAGACUCGCUGGCGUCCUUUGCUAACAGCCUACAAGAACUGCACCGUGGCGGUUCAUAUAGCUGUUAAGGACUGGGAAGAUGACACAUGGAGAGCAAUUCUCUUGAGUAGGUUUGGUAUGACACCAGAACAAGUGCAAGAUUUGUUGGAUAAAGGGGAAAAAUUUGGCAGAGGAGUUAUUGCAGGAUUAAUUGACAUUGGAGAGACAUCACUAUAUCCAGAAAACUUGCCUCCUGAAAAGAUUCUGGAGCUGGAAAAAAAAGCUGUCCUUGGUCAUCUAGAGCAGAAAUAUUUGACUGUUGUCUCAAAUCCAAGAUGGCUCCUGGAACCAAUUCCUGCCAGAGGGGGACAAGGUGUGUGGCAGGUGGACAUCCCUGAAGAACUCAUCCCUUCAGAAGUGUAG